Molecule: messenger RNA, 1553 nt
Organism: Trichogramma pretiosum
Lineage: Eukaryota; Metazoa; Arthropoda; Insecta; Hymenoptera; Trichogrammatidae
Product: zinc finger protein OZF-like
Exons: 3
Coding region: 99-1274 (391 amino acids)
Biological process (GO): regulation of transcription by RNA polymerase II
Cellular component (GO): nucleus
Molecular function (GO): DNA-binding transcription activator activity, RNA polymerase II-specific; RNA polymerase II cis-regulatory region sequence-specific DNA binding
Source: RefSeq, a predicted model, not a curated record
UUAUGAUUUGUAAAUACACAUCGAAUAGAAGUUAGUUAGUUUGAUGUGUAACACUCUAACGGAAAGAUCAAUCGUUGGCAAAAUUCAAAGUGACCGAUAUGGAUUCGAGUAGCGUAUUUAAUUUUCCCGUCAAAGUGAAACAGGAGCCUCGUGACGAUGAAGAUUAUUGUACCGACACUGAAAACGUUCUGCGAGAAAGUCACGCUCGGAGGUUUCAAGAGUACGACGAAGAUCGUAAAACUGAACUCGACGACGUGAGAAUAGAGUUGGAAUGCAGGGACGUGAAGCCCGACGCGGAUCUCUUGGCAGUUGCGAAAAUUGAGAAUGAAUCUCCGGAUCACUUGCGCGAUACGAAUCAUGGCAAUAACCAUCAAACUCAUAACAACAGGGUUAAAGUAGAGAGUGUGGACGAAGUGAAAAAAGAAUUAAAUUUGAGCGGUAAAAUUAGUCAUUCGCGUGAUACACGUGGAAAAACAUUUACACAGAAAGGUCAUACCGACAAGGUGUACAAUGGUAUCAAACAUACGAGCGAUGUAAGUGGCAAGAAAUUUUCACAAAAGGGUCGUCUCAAUAAACACGUACAGUUAUCGCAUCCAAGUAUCACCCAUACAUGUGACAUUUGCGGGAAAAAAUUCUCAAGUGAGCGUAGUAUGAAAAAACACAUCGAUUUGAUUCAUAAGAAAAUCUUAAAUGCUUGUAAUAUAUGUGGAAAGUCAUUUACUCAGAAAGGUAGUCUCAAAAUCCACAUCGAUUCGGUGCACAAAAAUAUUACUCACGCAUGCGAUGUAUGCGAAAAGAAAUUCUCAACCAAACGUAAUCUCAAGACCCACAUCAACACAGUGCAUAAUGAUACCCAAGUUAGAUAUGCAUGCGACAUUUGUGAAAAGACAUUCAAACACAAGGGUAAUCUCAAAAAACACAUUGAUUCAGCGCACAAUGGUAUCGCUUAUGCAUGCAACACAUGUGACAAGACAUUUUCACAAAAAUUUUAUCUCAUAAUCCACAUCAAUGUGGUGCACAACGGUAUCACACAUACAUGCAAUCUAUGUGAAAAAACAUUCAAAUACAAAAGUGCUCUACGAACUCAUGUUAAAUCAAUUCAUGAUGGUGUUAAACAUCCAUGCAAUAAAUGUGAAAAGAGUUUUACGCAAAAAAAUCACCUAAAAGCACAUAUUAAAUCAAUUCAUGAUGGUGUUAUACAUACUUGUGAUAUAUGUGGAAAGACAUUUUUACAUCGAAACAGUCUUUUUAGGCAUGCCAAAUCCCAUAAUUAGAGUACUCAGUAAAUGUAUAAAAUGUAUUUACGAUUGUUUAAAAAAUCUGGACAUAUGAUGCAAGUGUAUUCGAAAAUUAAUCUUAACAUUUUUUAUUUAUCAUGAUGAAACAGUCACGCAAGUGUAAUAUAAUACGACAGAAUUAUCCUGUAAAAUACUCGCAGACAAUUCAACACUCUUUCGUUGAUGUAUUGUAAAUCGAUAGAUGCUCGCUAAUGUAAUUUAUAAGACAAUUAAUAUUAAAAUACCUCAUCAUUUUUAUCAAAAAUAAAAUUUCGA